This is a messenger RNA of Aspergillus eucalypticola CBS 122712, 630 nucleotides long. RefSeq lists its product as uncharacterized. Bases 1 to 516 code for a protein of 171 amino acids. The transcript has 2 exons. NCBI's taxonomy places the organism in Eukaryota, Fungi, Ascomycota, Eurotiomycetes, Eurotiales, Aspergillaceae. The record is from RefSeq and is a predicted model, not a curated record.
AUGCCUACCAAGCCGAGCGAGAAGGUAGGACAGAAAUGGUACAUAGCAGCAUCUGAAGGGCCAGCGGGUGCGCUCGUGGCAUUUAAUCCUGCAUGUGCAGAGACUAGUGCCCCAUGGGGCAAGGAUGAACAGACCAGAUGGGUCAAGAUCGCAGCCUACAGUGAACUAUCCACAAAAUCGCUGGUAUCAGCCACAGGCUCGCGUGGUUCCGCAACGUCAUCACACAACCGUCUCCACUGGCGUUUUGUUUGGAUCCACCCAAAAGAUCUAUUUUUUUCUGCUCUUGGCACCAAGCUUUCCGUCCCCAUCGCACUGGCAGUUCUACCGUCUUCCACCGGCUCUGCCGUGUCUGCCAACACAAUGGCAUUCCCAUUCAGCCCUAUUCUGGGGCCAGGCAUGCGCGUCACCCACGCAUCGAACAAGGUUUCGCUCGUGUUAGCAUGGCCUGAGGACCACGUAUACAGUCGAAGAUUUUUGCCGGUUUCCCGCGGACUCACACUCGGGAAUUCCGUCUGAGUACCAGAACCCAGAGGAUGCUAGGAAUUAUCAGGCUUGGCAUUCAAGGGCUAGGGGUCCACUACAAGGACAGAGCCUAUAAUUGGGAAGGUUUCCCUUAUAGGAUUGUAUGAU